AUGGGACGUAACGGAAAAAGCCAGCAGGAACAGCGUCUCUUGGAGUUGCUGAAUGCCCCUGUGAACAGAAACAAAUGUGGUGAAUGCAAAUCGCAUGACCCGACAUGGGCGUCGUGGAAUUUGGGCGUCUUCCUCUGCGGGCGGUGUGCCAGCGCCCACCGAUCCUUGGGCGACCACAUCUCUGUGGUGAAAUCGUUGUCAAUGGAAAACUGGUCCAGCCACGAGCUGUCCGUGCUCGGCAAAAUUGGCAACAAGCGCAACAACGGCUUCUGGAACGAGAAGAAGAUCCCCUUCCCGUUCGACCCGGACGACAAGGACUCUUUGGUCAUGUGGUUGAGAGAGAAGUACACAGGCAAGUUUCGCUACGGCGCCGUCACCGACGCAGACUACAACUUGGACGACUCCUGGGCCGACCGCACCGACGACUACGGUUUCGACAACAACCGCUCCAGAAGCUCCAGCUCGGGCGGCAUCAUGGGCCGCCGGAUCUCCUCCGCGUUGGGCUUGAACUACGUGGGGCCCACCCGCCGCAGACAGAUGAGCGCCGCCAGCAGCAGCGCAGGCGGCUUAUCCAAUAACGACUACGGCUACGACGCCGACGACGCCGACUCGUCAACGCUGACCCGCUCGAUGAGACGGGGUAGAGAGAAAAACGGUCUCCGCAGCGGCUACGACAACGAUGACGACGACUACGGCAGCCACGGCAGCAGAAGCAGGUCCACCUACGACAGAGACCGGCCCCGGGGCUCAAGGUACACGUCUCCAGUCUCUCCGUCCAGACCGGCGAGACUCACGUUCAGGAGACCUACCGGCACCGAAUUCCGCAAGUACGGCGACCAGAGCCGCAAAAUGAAGUUCGACAUGGGUUUUGAGGACGAAGACGUGAACGUCGAAGCGUUGGCUCUCGCCCAUGGCAACAUCAACCGAGCCAUUGAAAUCAUCAAGCAAAGCGGGGUCAAGCCGGCAGACCACUCAACCGACGCCCCAUCCUCCGCUUCCGCUUCCGCAAGGGGCACCUCCACGUCCACGCCUUCGCUACCCCAGCGGAAGGAGACCACGGGUGCCCUCUUCGACUCGUCUAAGGCCGGAGGGUUCAACUGGCUUGACGACUCGAUGCCACCUGCAGCCACGGGUACGUUGACGGGCACCGCUCCUGCCUCUGCUGCCGCAGAAAACCAGAUAUUCCAGUACGUCGACCCAAACACAGGCGCAGUGUACUACAUCGAUGGCAACGGCCAGCAGUAUGUUGAUCCCUCGCUACAACAGCAACAGACCCAGCUUUUGCCGCAGCAACAGCAACAACAGACACUACAGACAAACCCAUACCAGAUGCAGCAGGCUCAAUUCCAGCAGCAGCAAGCGCUCCAGCAGCAGCAGGCACUCCAACAGCAGCAGGCGCUCCAACAACAGCAGAUGCUGCAGCAGCAACAAAUGCUGAUGCAACAGCAACAACAGCAGACCCAGCAGCCUAGCUACUUCGGCGGCUUCUGA
Messenger RNA from Pichia membranifaciens NRRL Y-2026, 1491 nucleotides. RefSeq lists its product as hypothetical. The transcript has a single exon. The record is from RefSeq and is a predicted model, not a curated record. NCBI's taxonomy places the organism in Eukaryota, Fungi, Ascomycota, Pichiomycetes, Pichiales, Pichiaceae. Gene Ontology annotation, molecular function: GTPase activator activity; protein binding. The coding region runs from base 1 to 1491 and encodes 496 amino acids.